CGCAGUGCUUUGUGGGAAGAGCUAGGCUGGAGAAAUAUGGCGGAUGCAGUAGAGCCGGAGAAGAAAAGAAGGCGGAUAGAAGAGCUGACUGACAAAAUGGCGGUUGAUGGUGGGUGUGGGGACAAUGCAGACUGGGAAGGUCGCUGGAACCAUGUAAAGAAGUUCCUCGAGCGAUCAGGACCUUUCACACACCCCGAGUUCGAACCAAGCAAUGAAUCCCUGCAAUUUCUUUUAGAGACGUGUAAAAUUUUGGUUGUCGGAGCCGGCGGUUUAGGAUGCGAACUUCUGAAAAAUCUGGCGCUCUCUGGCUUUCGACAAAUCCACGUGAUUGAUAUGGACACCAUAGAUGUUUCUAAUUUAAAUAGACAGUUCCUUUUCCGGCCCAAAGAUGUAGGAAGACCAAAAGCAGAAGUAGCCGCUGAGUUUAUAAACAACAGAAUACCCGACUGCUGCGUCUCUCCACACUUCAAAAAGAUUCAAGACUACGAUGAAACUUUCUACCGAGAGUUUCAUAUUAUCGUGUGCGGUUUGGACUCCAUUAUUGCCAGACGGUGGUUGAAUGGAAUGCUGAUGUCUCUUCUAAACUAUGAAGAUGGCGUUCUGCAGCAAAGCACCGUCAUUCCUCUCAUUGACGGCGGCACGGAGGGCUUUAAAGGAAACGCUCGUGUUAUCUUACCCGGAAUGACGGCUUGUGUGGAAUGCACCCUCGAAUUAUACCCACCGCAGAUCAACUUUCCCAUGUGCACAAUUGCAUCAAUGCCCAGGUUACCAGAGCACUGUAUCGAGUAUGUUCGAAUAUUACAGUGGCCCAAAGAACAGCCCUUUGGAGAGGGUGUGCAGUUGGAUGGAGACGACCCUGAACACAUCCAGUGGAUUUACAAGAACUCCCUAGAGCGAGCGUCGCAGUUCCACAUCGGCGGAGUGACGUACAGACUUACGCAGGGUGUGGUUAAAAGGAUAAUCCCAGCUGUGGCCUCAACCAAUGCAGUCAUUGCAGCUGCCUGCGCCACUGAAGUAUUUAAAAUAGCCACGAGUGCAUACAUUCCUUUAAACAAUUACCUGGUGUUUAAUGAUGUCGAUGGCUUAUACACUUACACCUUCGAAGCAGAAAGAAAGGAUAACUGUCCUGCUUGUAGCCAGCUUCCUCAGAACAUAGAGUUCCCGGCCUCGGCUAAACUUCAGGAGGUUUUGGAUUAUUUAAUAAAUAAUAACUCACUACAAAUGAAAUCUCCUGCCAUCACUGCAACAAUGGAUGGGAAGAAUAAGACACUUUAUUUACAGACAGUGGCAUCGAUUGAAGAACGGACAAGACCCAAUCUUUGCAAAACCUUAAAAGAGCUUGGUCUUGUUGAUGGACAAGAGCUUGCAGUCGCUGACAUUACGACACCGCAGACAGUUCUGUUCAAACUCCACUUCACCACCUAAAUACAGUGACCCGCGUGUCACCUUUUAGACGUAAAUUUACUUAAAAGCAUUAAAAAAAAUGCUUGUCAAAUCCCGGACACGGAUGGAGGAGCACUGAGGAUAAAACGGGACCCAACUGCUAGGGUCAAAAGAAAACGAAUAUAUAUGAAUGCCCAGGUGACUUGGCCUAGAGUAAUGCACUUCUUAGUAUUCAGCACUCAAAGGGUUGUUCCUAUUUAUAAAGGUAAAAUACCUUUUUUUUUUUUUUUUAAUGCAAAAAAAACAAAUCAUACCGACUGAGUUAAAACCUACUUUUACAAAGACCCGGGAUGUAAAUCUUCCGAGUUGUUAAAGCCGCCGUAUCCUGUACGAAGCCACGUUGUGUUUCUUUUAUGGAAUUUAUUUCAUGCGACAAACAAUACGGGAAGAUUAUUGUUUUGUCAGAGUUGUAAACGUUGUAAUUAGACUUAAUAAAACCCUCUGUACCAUAA
Messenger RNA from Spea bombifrons (plains spadefoot toad), 1895 nucleotides. RefSeq names its product ubiquitin like modifier activating enzyme 3 (gene UBA3). Gene Ontology annotation, molecular function: NEDD8 activating enzyme activity. NCBI's taxonomy places the organism in Eukaryota, Metazoa, Chordata, Amphibia, Anura, Pelobatidae. The record is from RefSeq and is a predicted model, not a curated record. Gene Ontology annotation, cellular component: cytoplasm; nucleus. The transcript is spliced from 18 exons. Bases 37 to 1425 code for a protein of 462 amino acids. Gene Ontology annotation, biological process: protein neddylation.